Eleginops maclovinus (Patagonian blennie) is the source of this 6501-nucleotide messenger RNA. RefSeq names its product ankyrin repeat domain 27 (VPS9 domain) (gene ankrd27). The record is from RefSeq and is a predicted model, not a curated record. Gene Ontology annotation, molecular function: guanyl-nucleotide exchange factor activity; SNARE binding. NCBI's taxonomy places the organism in Eukaryota, Metazoa, Chordata, Actinopteri, Perciformes, Eleginopidae. Gene Ontology annotation, cellular component: neuron projection; transport vesicle; late endosome. Gene Ontology annotation, biological process: early endosome to late endosome transport; neuron projection morphogenesis.
AGGAGCGGAGGGAGGAUGAAGCUGAUUUCUAAGCAGAGAGAUGAGGUUCCCGACCUGCAGCUCCUUAUGGCGGUGUAUGAUGAGAACAUCCUGAAGAACCCGUUCUACCUGGCGCUGGAGAAGCAGAGACCGGACCUCUGCAGCCGAGUGGCCGAGCUGCACGGCAUCGUUCUGGUGCCGUGUGUUGGAAGUUUGACCGUCAGCAGCUUCUCGGACUCUCAGUUCGACAGCUAUGUGCUGCAGCCGGCGGAGGACGGAUACCUCACUGCGGACGGGAAGGAGGUCCGGAUCCAGGACAGGCGGGUCCUGCUGGGCUCCGGCUCCCCAGCCUCGGUGCCCAUCCUGUUCGAGGAGACGUUCUACAACCAGCAGGAGCAGAGCUACAGCAUCCUGGUCCUCUCCCGGCCCGUGGAGGUGGAACCCGGCCCGGUCGAGCUCAGCCCGCCGCCCCCCUUCUGCCUGCGGAGCCUGCAGGACGUCCGGGAGUUCCUGGGCCGCCACGCGCUGAAACUGGACAAACUCAUCCAGAACUUCUGCCAGAACUUCAGAGAGCAGGAGAGGAGGGGGCUGCGGCACCACAUCGACUCGGUGAACGGUCUUUACACUAAAUGUCUUCAGUGUCUGCUGAGAGACUCUCGCCUGAGACUCCUGGCCAAGCAGGAGCUUCAGAUGACUCUGCUAAAACAGGCUGUGGAGAUGUAUGUUCAUCAUGGUAUCCAUGAUUUAAUUUUCAACUUUGUGGGAACGAUUGAAGCCAGCCAGGACGCUGCCUUCAAUAAAACCACGCGCAGUCUGCAGGAUCUGCAGCAGAAAGAGCUGGGGGUCAAACCGGAGUUCAGUAUAAACUUGUCCCGGGCGAAGAGAGAGCUGAGUCAGCUGAACCUGCAGACCUCCCCCCUCCUCAAACUGAUGUGUCUGCGCAGAGUCGCCCUGACCGCCACCCAGAGCCCCCGAGCAUCCGUGAGCAUCGAGGCUGUGUGUGCAGACGACCUUCUGUCCGUCAUCCUCUAUCUGCUGGUGAAGACGGAAAUCCCCAACUGGAUGGCCAACCUGAGCUACAUCAAGAACUUCUGCUUCAGCCACUCGAGUAAAGACGAGCUGAGCUACUGUCUGAGCACCUUCGAGGCUGCUGUCCAGUUCAUCAACCUGGGGAAGCUGCAGGACACACACACCGGCUCCGGUGCUCUGAAUAACAAGGCGUUGUUCAAAGAGAGGAUGAGUCUGCUGUCACAGAGCGCCGCCACGCCCAUCCACUGUCUGUUCGAGCACAUAGCUAAUGGAGACGAGGCGGAGGUGCAGCGUCUGCUGAGUGAAGGAGAAAACAACGAGGACGUUAGUAUGUGUCACCCCCUCUGCUCCUGUGACCUCUGUGACUUCCAGGUGUCCGGGCGGUUGAACGACUCGUCCAUCGUCACGCCGUUCUCCAGGGACGACCGAGGUUACACUCCGCUGCACGUCGCCGCCAUCUACGGUCAGGCCCAGCUGAUCGACCUGCUGGUGUGUAAAGGAGCACUGGUGAAUGCCACGGACUACCACGCCCUCGCUCCACUGCACCUGGCCUGCCAACGGGGGUACCAAGGAGUCACGCUGCUGCUGCUGCACUAUAAAGCCAACACUGACGCUCAGGACAACAACGGGAACACACCGCUGCACCUCGCCUGUAUGUACGGCCACGAAGACUGUGUGAAGGCGUUGGUUUACUACGACGUGCAGAUGUGCCGCCUGGACCUGCAGAACGAUAAAGGCGACACAGCGCUGCACAUCGCGGCGCGUUGGGGCUACGAGGGGAUCAUCGUGGUGCUGCUGGAGAACGGAGCGAACACCGACGUCUACAACAAGAGCCGAGAAACCCCGCUGCACGUCGCCCUCAACCCCAAGAUCCUGGUGUUGCUGCAGUCAACUCAGCGCAGCAGCAGUGGAGUCGAUUCUCCCAGUCGCUCCCCUCUGGCUUCAGACUGCAGCAGCCGGCGAUCCUCCGUCUCCAGUGAAUCCUCCCUGAACUCCGAGGCCAAACCGGAGGGAGAGCGGAUUCGACACCGAGAGGUGGAGAAGCUGCUGCGCGCUGUAGCUGACGGCGAUGUGGAGAUGGUGCGUUACUUGUUGGAGUGGAUUGAUGACGAAGAGGAUGACGAAGAGCUUCGGACCGAGGUUCUGCUCUGCCACCCGCUGUGUCAGUGUCCAAACUGCGCUCCCACUCAGAAGCUCUCGGUGCAGCAGGCCGGCUCUCUGGGGGUGAACAGCUGUAACGUGGACGGCUUCACGCCGCUGCACGUGGCCGCGCUGCAGGGACACACGCCGCUGCUCGCUCUGCUGAUCCGCCACGGAGCCAACGUCAACGCCCGCAACAACCACAGCGCCACGCCGCUGCACCUGGCCGCCCAGAACAGCCACGUCCAGGUGAUGAGGUCCCUGCUCGAGUGUAACGCCAAACUGAACAAAAAGGAUCACUAUGGAAACACGCCGCUCAUACAGGCCUGUCUGUGCGGGAGCCUGGAGACGGCCAGCACCUUGUUACAGAGUGACGCGCUAGUGAACGUGGUGAACCUGCAGGGGAACACGGCGCUGCACGAGGCGGUGCGAGGGGGUCACCAGGAGCUGGUGGAGCAGCUGUUGAGGGGGGGGGCAGCGCCCGGCCUCAGGAACAAGAGGCAGAGGACGCCACUGGACUGCGCCUACGAGCUGGGCGGCAAGAACACGGAGAUCCUGAGAGCUCUGCAGAAAGCGUCCGGACUUUCUCCCGACGCCGAGCCAAUCAAACUCCUCUCCGUGCCCAAAGGCGCUCUGGCUCAUUCUUUUGUGCAGCGUCUGCGGCUGCAGGAUCACGCCAACGGCCGGAGACAGAAACUGGCUCAGUCCAUCAGCAGGAUUAAUCACAUGAAGAAAGGAUCGUCCAGGGGUUCCCCAAACCUCAGCCAGGGGAGUCCGGAGAGGAGCAGGCUGAGGAGGGGGGAGACGCUGGAGGUCAGCAGCCCCUCGGCGAGCCUCGAAGGCGGGGCCCGGCAGAGGGAGCGGCCCCUGGGUCGCUGGCACACCCUGGACUCAGGAGGCCCGACAGAGGACCACACACACAUUGAACACACUCCACGGGAGAGACACCAGACGGACGACACACACGCUGUGAACGCAGCUGAACACACUCCACGGGAGAGACACCAGACGGACGACACACACGCUGUGAACGCAGCUGAACACACUGCACGGGAGAUACACCAGACGGAUGACACACACGCUGUGAACGCAGCUGAACACACUCCACGGGAGAUACACCAGACGGACGACACACACGCUGUGAACGCAGCUGAACACACUGCACAGGAGAGACACCAGACGGACGACACACACGCUGUGAACGCAGCUGAACACACUGCACAGGAGAUACACCAGACGGACGACACACACGCUGUGAACGCAGCUGAACACACUCCACGGGAGAGACACCAGACGGACGACACACACGCUGUGAACGCAGCUGAACACACUGCACAGGAGAUACACCAGACGGACGACACACACGCUGUGAACGCAGCUGAACACACUGCACAGGAGAUACACCAGACGGACGACACACACGCUGUGAACGCAGCUGAACACACUGCACAGGAGAUACACCAGACGGACGACACACACGCUGUGAACGCAGCUGAACACACUGCACAGGAGAUACACCAGACGGACGACACACACGCUGUGAACGCAGCUGAACACACUCCACGGGAGAGACACCAGACGGACGACACACACGCUCUGAACGCAGCUGAACACACUCCACGGGAGAGACACCAGACGGACGACACACACGCUGACGACACUGAUGUCUGCAGCAUUAGCAGUGAGAAUUCUGCUGAAAACCCUCCAACACACACUUCCUCUACACACACCUCAUCUGAACUUCCUCCUACACACACCUCCUCUGAACUUCCUCCUACACACACUCCUCCUGAAUUUCCUCUUACCCACAACUCGUGUUCAGAACCUUCUACACACACCUUAUUUGAAAACCCUCCUUCACAUACUCCAUCUACACACACCUCUUCUGAAUCAUCUCCUUCACACACCUCAUCUGAACCUCCUCCUACACACACCUCAUCUGAACCUCCUCCUACACACACCUCAUCGGAACCUCCUCCUACACACACUUCAUCUACACACACUCCUUCUGAAUCUCCUCUAACACACAACUCGUCUACAGACCCUCCUAAACACACUUCAUCUACACACACUCCUUCUGAAUCUCCUCUAACACUUCUAAACGGACAGUUGGAGUCAUGUGAUGAACAAGGAAACGAGGGCGGGGCCUCCUCUUGCGCCUGUCCCCCCGACCUCCCCCCCUCGAUCCAGAGUGAUGGGGGUGAUGAGGGAGAGUCAGGUCGUGAAGGUUGUGAAUGACCAGGAGGAGGAACAGUCGUUUGGUUUCCCUUUCCCUCGGAUGUAGGACUGCAGGAGGCGAGUGGGGAAAUAAAUAUUGUGGAGAUGAACUUUUCUCUCCUGUCUUUAUGAUUUAAAAACAGGUGGAAGAAAAAGGUUUGCCAGGAUUAACUUUGAGUUAUAUUGUGAAUGAUAUAAUUAUGAGUUAAAUAUACUACUAUUAUAAAACCUAUUAUUUAGAGAAAAUCCAUAGCAAUAUUACUGCUGUAUUUAAUCAUUUUAAAGCAUUCUUUUGAAAUCAUUUCUGUUGUAAUAUGCACUUUGGCCACAAGAGGCACCCAUUCUGCAUAAUGCUAACAGCAGAUCAAUGCAGAUUAAAUUACAUUUCUAACCAAAACAAAGACAGGACAGUAAUACCUAUUAUAUGCACCUUUUGUUUACAGUGCAUGGAGACACUAAAACUCACCUGGAAAAAUAUAAAUAAAUCCUUUAAAUAGUCAUAAAUGUUGGGUAGUAAUGCACUUUUCAUCCUCUUGAGGCCGAGAGUCGGUGUUACAACAACAAACACCUAAAAAAAAUCAAAACGAUGAAUCAGCUGCCAAGACGUGUUUUUACCUGGUUUUCAAAACAUUUUAAGAUGAGUGAUCUUGGCAAGAGAGAUUUUCCUGGCAAAAAACUAUAUUUUAAACCCUUUAAAUCAGACAUGAGAGAAUAAGUUCGAUCAGACUUAGAAAAUGAUAUCCACCCUCUGGUCACACAGACGCCACCAACUUAAAGCCCGCAGUUAGAGAUCGGAUAGGAAAGCUGCCUCGUAUAUUUGCUGUAACUCUGGUAGUAACCUUUGAUGCUAAUAACUGUAAUUUAACCAGUUUGUUUAACAUUUCAGAUGAAUGAUCCUGCUGUUUCUGUUUCUGCAGAAAAAUAAUGAGACACCGUUGGUUUUAUCAACCAGUCGGGAGAAACUCUCCACUCCUCUUCCUCUCCUGAGAAGCACUGUCUUCCUCCAGCCUUCACAUGAUAAGAUAAAGGGAUGCAAACAGACAUUCAAUCAUGUUGUUUGCUUUAGUCUUCAGCCUUUAGCCUGUAGCUCCGUCAGAGAGACAUGUAGUUUACUUGAAUUUUUCAGUGUUCAAAUAUUGAUUUAAAGUUUGGUUUUGCUCUUUAUGUCUUCACCGUUUAACAUCCUACUACUCCACUUGUUUUUAUUUAGGAUUAUUUAAUGCUAUUUAUGACCCCUGGUGAUGUGUCGUGUGUUCAGAGAGGUUCAUCUUUUUCCUGAAUGUCACAAAUGUGUGUUUUCUCCUCAGAUAUAGAUCAGGUUAAAGGAUCACACUGCUGGUUUCUAAUAUCCAAUUAAACCUUAUAUUUUGCAUCACUGCUACUAAGUAUUGAUUACAUCAUACGGAAAUAUGUUAGGUUAAUUCCUUUUGUUAGAAUAAAGAUCGUACUUGGAAAAUCUUGAGUAUUUGGGAAAUGCUGCAGAUAGAUGUUGUUUCUUUAGAGCAUUUUUGAUAUUAAAUACAUUCAUUUAUUUCACCAGAAACCUGCUUUUUAGGAUUAAAAGGAAUCUCGUUAGAAGUCGUUUCCAGCAUUAAAAAGGGAAUAAAGGCUACCAAACAGAUAAUGGAUGAAGAUUUAUUGGGUCAAAUGGGUAUUUAAAGAAGAAUAAAUAAAAAAUCUGAUUUGUUUUGGAGCAGGCAGUGAUUUUAAUAAAAGAGGGAAACAUCUUUUAGGAUUUAGAAAUUGGUCCACAGCGAUGGAAAACAAAUCACGAGCAAAACCCUUCAGUGUGGUCCUUCAACAUUAGAGGACAUUCAGUGAAUUAAAACCUAAUGAAGCGUCUGUAGAAACGGCUCAUGUUCAGCUCUGACUUCAUGUACUCGUGCAUGUUUCAGUGAGGGUGACGCUUCAGACUCCAUGUGUUUCGUCCCUUCGUCUCCACCCUCCAUGGUUCGUGUCUUUGUGAUGCACUUUGAGUUGAAUGGAUGUCAAAGCUGCGACACAGCCAAAGCCAAGUCUUAAUUAUUUUUGUACCAAUGGUUUUAUUCUGAAGGUUUUGGAUGUUUUAAAAUGAUGUGAAUGUGCCUUAUUUAAUUCACACCUUUUAAUAAUACAUAUAAUAAAUCAUUGAGACUA